UCGCCUAUCGCCCGGCGGAAAGUUGCGCUGUGCUGCCCGCACUCGCCUCGCCCCCGACGCCGCCGCCGGAGCCCCCGUAGGGCCCGAGACCCCGCGCCCUCAGCGCUCCAGCCCGGCUCAGGCGUGGACAGGGCGGGCGCCGGGGCGGGGCGCGCGUCCUCGCCAGUUUGAAUGGAAGGAUCCAGAUCUGCGGAGACGGCGGCCAGCAGAUACUGAGGCCAGCGCUCCUCCCCAGCCCCCGCGCCCGAGACAUGCGGCGGGAGAGGUGCGGCGCCCCCCGCCCGCGUCCCCGCCAUGGAGGUGCUGCGGCGCUCCUCGGUCUUCGCCGCCGAGAUCAUGGACGCCUUUGACCGCUCGCCCACCGACAAGGAGCUGGUGGCCCAGGCCAAGGCGCUCGGCCGGGAGUUCGUGCACGCGCGGCUGCUGCGCGCCGGCCUCGCCUGGAGCGCGCCGGAGCGCGCCGCGCCCGCCCCCGGCGGCCGCCUGGCCGAAGUGUGCACGGUGCUGCUGCGCCUGGCGGACGAGCUGGAGCUGAUCCGGCCCCGCGUCUACCGCAACGUGGCCCGCCAGCUGAACAUCCCCCUGCAGUCCGAGACCGUGGUGACCGACGCCUUCCUGGCUGUGGCGGCCCAGAUCGUUUCUGCAGAGCAAAAUAUUUCACCACGGAAAGAUCAGAAAACACAUGAGAUAAAGAACUCUCAGAAAUCAGUACUAAAAAGACCACCUCACUUUAAAAAGAGCAAAGGGUCUGAAUGGACAUCUCUUCAAGGAAGAUGUAUGAACAGCCAGUACGUGCAUGAGAAGUUGCUCAGUAUCAUCAGUCACCAGGGAAACACCCAUCAAACCACAAGAAGAUGCCACCUCGCGCCCACUGGGGCACUCAAGGCAAAACUUCAGAGAACUCAGCACGGGUGGUGCUGGGUGCCCUCCAGCUGUCUUUUGCAUCACAGUUACCAGGCUGCAGAGUUACAUGGAUCUUCACAUUGCCACUUGGAAUUUUGUCUGAUAGACUAUAAUUUACAUCGCGUUCUAAUGUACACUUCUUUGUUUAUCGGUGAGGGAAUCACCUGGGGCAAGGUUGUGUCCCUGUACUCAGUGGCUGCGGGGCUGGCCGUGGACUGCGUGCGACAGGCCCAGCCCGCCCUGGUCCACGCCCUCGUUGACUGCCUCGGGGAGUUCGUGCGCAAGACCCUGGCGACCUGGCUGCGGAGACGCGGUGGAUGGACGGAUGUGCUCAAGUGCGUGGUCAGCACCGACCCCGGCCUCCGCUCCCACUGGCUCGUGGCUGCGCUCUGCAGCUGUGGCCGCUUCCUGAAGGCUGCGUUCUUCAUGCUGCUGCCGGAGAGAUGAGCUGCUGGCUUGGGCAGGGGCCGCAGCCUGGCCCCCUUACAUGGGAGGCCCUCGGCCCCCGAAAGCAUCACCCUCCGCCCCACCCAAGCCAGGAAGACCCUCGGAGCCCCGCGUCGAAGCUGGAAGCCCUGCCCUGAGCCCCUCCUCCACAGACCCAGGCCCUCUGGACAGGGAAGAGGGGGGCUUCCUGGCCCUGGAGCUGGGCUUCAGGGCCGACAGGGGCCCUUCCCCAUCGUUCCCCCUCCCCCGGAACCCCCGCUGGUCCCCUUCUUUCUAGAGCCAGAAAGUCAGGGUCACGUCCCAGGCCCUGAAGGAAGGGAGCCGGGCCCCAUCUGUGUGCGGUUCCCACGUCAGGACCUGAGCUGGCCUCGGUCCUCCUGGGCAGGGGGCCUGGACUCUGGGCCUGAAGGUGACUCUCGAGGCCGGAGGAGCUGUGGAGUGUUACUGACUCCGCCCGUGGGGCCUAAGGCUCGUGUGGUCGUUGCUGCACCUGUUUCUAGAGGGAGGGCGUGUCCCCCGCGCACCGGGGUGGGUCUCUGUGUGGCCGGGUCCUGUGGACGCGGGGGCCCACGACCGAGAAGGAUGGUGUGUUUGUCCAAUCCCAAUAAAGUUCCGCAGCCGUGGAGGGUGA
Molecule: messenger RNA, 1981 nt
Organism: Lagenorhynchus albirostris (white-beaked dolphin)
Lineage: Eukaryota; Metazoa; Chordata; Mammalia; Artiodactyla; Delphinidae
Gene: BOK
Product: BCL2 family apoptosis regulator BOK
Exons: 7
Coding region: 295-1350 (351 amino acids)
Biological process (GO): intrinsic apoptotic signaling pathway in response to DNA damage; regulation of apoptotic process; extrinsic apoptotic signaling pathway in absence of ligand
Cellular component (GO): mitochondrial outer membrane
Molecular function (GO): protein heterodimerization activity; protein homodimerization activity
Source: RefSeq, a predicted model, not a curated record